AUGGGUUCGUUGUUCAGGAGUGAGGAAAUGCGGCUUUCCCAGCUGCUUUUGCAUAUUGAUUCCGCAUACAUGUGCAUUGUUGAACUUGGAGAAUUAGGUGUUGUACAGUUUCGUGAUAUUAAUGCCGAUCGAAAUAUAUUUCAACGAAAAUUUGUUAACGAAGUUCGCCGUUGUGAUGAAAUGGAGAGAAAACUGAGGUUUAUGCUUAAUGAAAUUCAAGUUAACAAACUCACUCUUUACGAAUGUCAUGAUAUUCCGGAGGCCCCAGCUCCUAGAGAAAUGAUUGACAUGGAGACGACAUUUGAAAAGCUAGAAAAUGAAACAAAGGAAGUUAAUGCAAGCAUCGGAAAUCUUCGUCAAACUUACUUUGAACUUCAAGAAAUGAAGCAUCUUUUACGAAAAACGCAAAUAUUUUUCGAUGAGGUAUUGCGCAUUCGUAUAGCACUUCACACUGCUUCGCUUAGCACUGACGAAAAUUUAGGUCUACUGAGGGAGGAAGGUGGUCAAUCCACGUUUAAUGGUGGUGAUCUUCACUUAGGGUUAGCAUUCGUUGCGGGAGUGAUUUUACGAGAAAUGCUGCCGGCUUUUGAGCGAAUGUUGUGGAGAGCCUGCUGUGGAAACGUUUUUCUAAAACAGGCGGAAAUCGAACUGCCCAUUGAAGAUCUCUUGACAGGCGAAAAAGUUUACAAAACUGUUUUCAUAAUCUUCAUUCAAGGCGAUCAAUUAAAAUCAAGGGUUGCAAAAAUAUGCGAAGGUUUCCAUGCAACGUUAUACCCCUGUCCCGAAUCCUCAGCUGAUAGGCGAUCAAUGCUGAUUGACAUAGUCCAAAAAAUCGAUGAUCUAGAAACCGUCAUGACCCAGACACAGCAGCACCGUCAGCGUAUUCUUGAGGCCGCUGCGAAAAAUCUAAACAAUUGGUUUAUUCGGGUUCGCAAAAUGAAGGCCAUCUAUCACAUUCUCAACCUCUUCGAUCUUGACGUAACAACAAAGUGUAUGAUUGGUGAGUGUUGGAGUGCCGUAAGUGAUCUGGAUCAAAUUAACUUGGCUCUUUGUCGAGGGAUGCAGAAAUCGGGCAGUACCAUUCAACCCAUCCUCAAUGCUCUACCCACCAAAGAUGAACCGCCAACAUUCCAUCGAAAUGACAAGUUCACGGAGGCCAUUCAAAAUAUUAUGGAUUCCUAUGGUGUUGCGAAGUACCGAGAAGUCAAUCCUGCACUGUUUUCACUAGCAUCGUUCCCGUUCCUCUUCGCUGUAAUGUUUGGCGACGCUGGACAUGGCUUGAUCAUGUUUCUAUUCGCACUUGGAAUGAUUAUCUGGGAGAAACGUCUUGAGGCGCUGCACAUUAAGGAAGAAAUAUGGUGCACCUUCUUUGGCGGUCGGUAUAUAGUCGUUCUGAUGGGAGCCUUUUCUAUCUACACUGGUAUCAUCUACAAUGACUUCUUCUCCAAGUCGGCUAAUCUUUUCGGUUCUUCCUGGUAUCCAGAUUAUGAUAAGCAUACCAUAGCAGCAAGACCCUUCCUGCAAUUGGAACCACGCACGUCGGAGAAUAUAACGGAUCAAAUGUACGCAGGCCAACCAUAUCCAUUUGGCGUGGAUCCGAUCUGGCAAAUCUCCAAUAACAAAAUUCCAUUCAUGAAUUCUCUUAAGAUGAAGAUGUCUAUCAUCAUUGCCGUGUUCCAUAUGAGCUUUGGAGUUGUGCUCAGCUUUUUGAAUAACAGAUUCUAUAAUCAGAGAUUGAUGAUUUGGUGCGUAACUUUGCCCCAAUUGCUGUUCCUCGUCUCCAUAUUUGGUUACCUAACUAUUGUUAUCUUCUACAAGUGGGGCGCUUUCACGGCGGAUGAUGCAGCAAACGCACCAAGUCUCUUAAUUAUGUUAAUCAAUAUGUUCAAGUUCAAUUAUGAAGUAAAGGGCGGACCGGGUGACACCUUUUAUUCUGGACAAGCUGCUAUACAAUCGCUUCUUAUGAUUCUUGCAGUGUCCUGUGUUCCAUGGAUGUUUCUGGCGAAACCACUCAUUCUGCGCUGUCGUUAUAAACGCAAUGUAAAAACUUCAAAUCAACCAAAGCCUGCAGAUAACGGAGAAAUCCAGAAGCAAUCCAACGGAAAUUCCGGCGCCCAUGGUGGCCAUGGAGAAGAUCUAGAAAAUUUUAAUUUUGGUGAAUGCAUAAUCUAUUCUGCAAUUAAUACAAUUGAAUACUGCCUCGGAUGUAUUUCUAACACGGCUUCAUAUCUUCGACUUUGGGCGCUGAGUUUGGCUCAUGCUCAGUUAUCGGAAGUUCUCUGGAGCAUGGUGAUGCGAAUGGGCUUGCAAAUUGAUGCUUACUAUGGAAGUGCUAUGCUCUUUCUGAUAUUUGCUGUAUGGGCAAGCCUGACAGUUUUUGUCCUGGUUCUAAUGGAGGGUCUCUCAGCUUUCCUCCACUCUGUGCGCUUGCAUUGGGUUGAAUUCGAAUCAAAAUUUUAUUCUGGAACGGGUUAUCUGUUUGAACCAUUCUCUUUCACAACCUACAUCAACAUUCCUCUCGAUGACCUCUGA
Rodentolepis nana is the source of this 2532-nucleotide messenger RNA. The record is from the annotation of a GenBank genome assembly. NCBI's taxonomy places the organism in Eukaryota, Metazoa, Platyhelminthes, Cestoda, Cyclophyllidea, Hymenolepididae.